GGUUGACCAGCUUCCUGCAUCUCAAUAUUUUUUUGCCUGCCACUGGAUUUGGUCCGUCCUCAUAUUCACACCGACUUCUCUAGCACAAACAUUGCUAGUUUUGAUUCUGAGUCUGUCAAAGUCGAUUUCUCCCAAAGAAGCCGCGCCGGCUUUCUGCGCGCCGAGCAAUCAUGGCGACCACCUCUAACAUGUUCCUGUACUCGUUGACGAUCCAGCCGCCAACCACGAUAUCGCAAGCGUUGCUGGGCCAGUUCUCGGGAACCAAAGAACAACAAAUCAUCACCGCCUCUGGCUCUCGCCUCACAUUACUCCAACCAGACCCACGGCAGGGCAAGGUCAACACUAUUCUAUCACAGGAUGUCUUUGGAAUUAUUAGGGCCAUUGCGUCCUUCCGCCUUGCUGGCAGCCACAAGGACUACAUCAUCCUCGCGACAGACUCGGGCCGUAUCGCUAUCAUCGAGUACCUGCCCAAGACCAACAGGUUUAAUCGCAUCCACCUAGAGACCUUUGGAAAGUCGGGUGUUCGACGUGUUGUACCUGGCCAAUACCUUGCCGCCGAUCCCAAAGGAAGAGCCUGUUUGAUUGCCUCGCUCGAGAAGAACAAGCUUGUCUACGUCCUUAAUCGCAACGCCCAAGCAGAGCUCACCAUCUCCUCGCCAUUGGAAGCACACAAGCCCGGUGUCUUGGUGCUUUCGCUCGUCGCCCUCGAUGUUGGAUACGCCAACCCUGUGUUUGCAGCCCUGGAGCUCGACUACACCGAAGCAGACCAGGACCCGACUGGGCAGGCUGGUCAGGAGCCAGAAGCACAGCUUGUAUACUACGAACUCGAUCUCGGUCUGAACCAUGUGGUUCGCAAGUGGUCUGACGCGGUGGACCCAACCUCGUCGUUACUUUUCCAGGUUCCCGGCGGCAGCGAUGGUCCUAGUGGUGUUCUGGUCUGCGGCGAGGAAAAUGUUACUUAUCGGCACUCGAAUCAGGAGGCUUUCCGCGUACCAAUUCCACGACGGCGGGGUCCUACCGAGGAUCCCCAGAGAAAGCGAACCAUUGUCUCGGGCGUCAUGCACAAGCUCAAGGGCAGCGCAGGUGCCUUUUUCUUUUUGCUGCAGACAGAAGAUGGGGAUCUCUUCAAGGUCACGCUGGAUAUGGUCGAGGACGACAAUGGGAACCCCACCGGAGAGGUGAAACGGCUCAAGAUCAAAUACUUUGAUACGAUUCCAAUAGCCACAAGCUUGUGCAUUCUCAAGAGCGGUUUCCUCUUUGUGGCAAGCGAGUUUGGCAACCAUUCUCUGUACCAAUUCGAAAAGCUCGGCGAUGAUGACGAGGAACUCGAGUUCUCGAGCGAGGAGUUCCCAACAGACUCUCGUGCCGCGUACAAUCCGGUAUACUUCCAGCCUCGGCCACUCGAAAAUCUGACUCUAGUCGAGAGCAUCGACUCGAUGAACCCUCAAAUAGAUUGCAAAGUGGCAAACUUGACAGGAGAGGACGCGCCGCAAAUCUACUCGGUGUGUGGUAACGGUGCGAGAAGCUCUUUCCGUAUGCUUAAGCAUGGGCUGGAGGUAUCAGAAAUUGUUGCCUCGGAACUCCCUGGCACACCUGCUGCAGUCUGGACGACCAAGCUCACAAAGUACGACGAAUACGAUGCUUACAUUGUUCUUUCGUUCACCAACGCGACAUUGGUAUUGAGCAUUGGCGAAACCGUCGAGGAAGUUAGUGACAGCGGAUUCCUCACCACUGUGCCAACAUUGGCUGUCCAACAGCUGGGCGAGGAAGGCCUUAUUCAGGUUCACCCCAAGGGCAUUAGACAUAUUGUCCAAGGUCGUGUUAAUGAAUGGCCAGCGCCUCAGCAUCGGUCGAUUGUGGCUGCCGCUACCAAUGAGAAUCAAGUCGUCAUUGCUCUGAGCUCGGGCGAGAUUGUGUACUUUGAGAUGGAUGCAGAUGGAUCUCUCGCCGAGUACGACGAGAAGAAGGAAAUGUCUGGUACCGUCACGUCUUUGAGUUUGGGAAGGGUACCGGAAGGCUUACGGCGGAGUUCGUUCUUGGCUGUUGGGUGUGACGACUGCACUGUGCGCAUUCUCAGCCUCGACCCGGAAUCCACCCUCGAAAUGAAGUCGAUCCAGGCUCUUACAGCGGCGCCGGCAUCGCUUUCCAUCAUGUCUAUGGAAGACUCGUUCGGUGGUACCACCCUAUAUCUGCAUAUCGGCUUACACUCUGGUGUCUACCUCCGAACUGUGUUGGACGAGGUCACUGGUGAGCUUACGGACACCCGUCAAAAAUUCUUGGGCCCCAAGCCCACCAAGCUCUUCCAGGUUUCUGUGCAGGGGCGGCCAUGUGUGCUCGCCCUGAACUCCCGCCCAUGGUUGGGCUACACGGACCCUAUUACCAAGGGUUUCGUAAUGACACCGCUGAGCUAUGUAGAUCUUGAAUAUGGAUGGAACUUUAGCAGCGAGCAGUGUCUGGAAGGCAUGGUGGGUAUCCACGCCAAUUUCCUCAGAAUCUUCACCAUCGAGAAGCUCGGGGACAACAUGAUCCAAAAGUCCAUUCCUCUGACCUAUACACCAAAGCGCCUGGUCAAACACCCCGAGCAGCCCUACUUCUACACCAUCGAAGCCGACAACAACACUCUCCCACCGGAGCUCCGGGCGCAGCUGCUGGCUCAGUCUAAUACUAAUGGUGACGCAGCCAUUCUGCCGCCAGAGGAGUUUGGCUAUCCGAAGGCCAGGAACAGGUGGGCAUCGUGUAUCAGCAUUGUCGACCCUGUCAGCGAUGAGCCAAGCGUUCUCAACCGUGUCGACCUCGACAACAACGAAGCCGCCGUCAGUGCUGCCGUUGUGUCGUUUGCCAGCCAAGACGGCGAGAGCUUCCUUAUCGUUGGUACCGGCAAGGACAUGAUUCUCAGCCCUCGCCAGUUCAGCGAAGGCUACAUCCAUGUCUACCGCUUCCACGACGAUGGCCGUGACUUGGAAUUCAUCCACAAGACCAAGAUUGAAGAACCCCCCAUGGCGCUCAUCCCCUUCCAAGGCCGUCUCCUCGCAGGCAUUGGCAAGACGUUGAGAAUCUAUGAUCUUGGUCUCAAGCAGCUUCUCCGCAAGGCCCAAGCCGAGAUUGCCCCUCAGCUUAUUGUGUCGUUGCAGACGCAAGGUAACCGUAUCGUCGUCGGUGAUGUCCAGCAGGGGAUUACCUACGCCGUCUACAAACCCGAAAGCAACAAGCUCCUUGCGUGGGCGGAUGACACCAUCAACCGAUGGACGACCUGCACAGCCAUGGUCGACUACGAAUCCGUCGCCGGCGGAGACAAAUUCGGCAACGUCUGGAUUUUGCGGGCUCCCGAGCGCGCCUCCCAGGAGUCGGACGAGCCCGGCUCGGAAAUCCAACUCGUCCACGCAAAGAGCUACCUCCACGGCGCACCCAAUCGGACCGCUCUCAUGGCGCACUUUUACACUCAGGAUCUUCCUACGUCGAUCACCAAGACGAAUCUUGUUGUGGGCGGGCAGGAUGUUUUGCUCUGGAGCGGGAUUCAGGGGACGGUGGGGGUGCUGAUCCCGUUUGUGAGCAGGGAGGAUGUGGAUUUCUUCCAGAGCUUGGAGAGUCACAUGAGGGCCGAGGAUCCGCCGCUUGCCGGGAGGGAUCAUUUGAUUUAUCGGGGGUAUUAUGUGCCCGUCAAGGGGGUGAUUGAUGGGGAUCUGUGCGAGAGGUUUGCGCUGUUGGCGAAUGACAAGAAGCAGAUGAUUGCUGGGGAGCUGGACAGGAGCGUGAGGGAGAUUGAGAGGAAGAUUUCGGACAUCCGUACGAGGUCUGCAUUCUAGUACACUGACUGGGGUAUUAGAGAUGUCUAUAUGGGGGGUGGGGGAACGUACCUAUAUGCGGAGACUUGUUUCGAGGUAGCCAUAAUGUCUGUCAGCACCAGCGUCAGAAAAACCAAAAGCGAGUUACUUUUUUUGUUAAAGAGUCUGGAGUUGAGCAAGGGGCAGGCUUUAGGCGUUUGCGGUAGUGUAAUUGAGCAUGUUUACAAAGGCCUUUUAGUUGUGUGAGCAUGCCUCAAACUUGCAAAUGAGUGUGUGCUCUUAUCGAAAGAUGUCAAUCCAAGCCACCAACCAUGCACGCCUUUAAGCCACUAAAAUCUACCGUCGACUAUGUGUACAUAUCCCUUCCCAAGUAACCUUACCCCUGUCCCAUGCCAUUCCCACCAUAAAUAUAUCCCCUUCAUAUAUCCAUCCCAUCUCAUACUCCAUAUCUUACACCCCCAUCACCCACCCCAUCCCCAG
Molecule: messenger RNA, 4262 nt
Organism: Podospora bellae-mahoneyi
Lineage: Eukaryota; Fungi; Ascomycota; Sordariomycetes; Sordariales; Podosporaceae
Gene: RSE1
Product: pre-mRNA-splicing factor rse1
Exons: 4
Coding region: 171-3803 (1210 amino acids)
Biological process (GO): mRNA splicing, via spliceosome
Cellular component (GO): U2 snRNP; nucleus
Molecular function (GO): U2 snRNA binding; protein binding
Source: RefSeq, a predicted model, not a curated record